GUAUCAAGAAUAACAUCCAUUCGUGUAAUGAUUGCUCUUGCUGCCUUGAACAAUCUCGUGGUACACCAAAUGGAAGUUAAGACAGCUUUUUUGAACAGAGAUCUGGAUGAAGAAAUCUAUAUGGAACAACCAGAAGGGUUUGUUAUCCCCGAACAUGCCUCGAAAGUCUGUAAGUUAGACAAAUCAUUAUAUGGUUUGAAACAGGCUCCAAAAUAGUGGCAUGAGAAGUUUGACACUCUCGUUCUCUCACAUGGCUUUAAGGUGAAUGAAAGUGACAAGUGUAUUUACUGCAAGUCAGAAAAUAACACUUGCACUAUCAUAUGUUUGUAUGUAGAAGACAUGUUGAUAACGAUGUAAUUGCACAUAUUUGCGCCCCUAGUUCUUAUCCGUUUGAGGAGUAUAGUCGUGUGUUUUGGCCUAUUUUACGCCGGGUUGUGCUAUUUUGUCAUAUUUCAGGUCCCAGGCGUCAAAGGGAAGGCUAACCACGAGUUUCGGGGCAUUCGGAGGUCAUUUCGUCAAGCUGGGGCCAAAACACGGGCACACCUAAGGCAUUACACGGCCGUGUUCCUAUGGCCGUGCUUUUUAUGCCAAGAGCUGAGCUGAUUACACGGGCAGGGCUGUUUCAAAGCACGGCCGUGUUCCACAAAAGCACGGCCGUGUCCAACGCGAAGCACGGCCGUGUUUCUUCCCAAUUGCUGGCCUUGUAAUUAAGCCUUGGACGAGACACGGGCGGAGUCAGGCAAAGCACGGUCGGGCCCUCGACCGUGCUUUGGCCACUUAUGCUUUUAAGCAGAUUUUCAGCCACAACUCAAGGUGAUUCGAGUUUUUGAGAGAUAGAACGACUUCUAGAGAGAGAAAGUGACGAGCAAGAGUUCCCAAGUGCCCUAGAUUGAUCUUCAACACCAUUGGAGGCCAGCUUGAGCUUGGAGAAGUGCCAAUCAACGUCCAGGAGCCGGAAUCCGUCCUUCGCAGUAUGAAUUCCGUGUCUGAUUCUGCUUUUGCUUUCUUCUCCAUGGAGUAGUUCUCCCAUUCAUCUGGGUAUGGAGAACCCUAGAUUUGUAUGUUAGGCUUUGAUUGUAUGAACCCAAGUACUGAUUCUGUGAUUGAUUAUAUUCGAUUGAGGUUUUAAUGAUUGAAUGACUUGAAUCCUGAUAAAAUUCCUGUUGUUUCUGCUUUAACCUAGAAUGAGAAUAUCUGCCUAGGUUGAUAGAGUAUCCUUGAUUGAAGGUAGGGAGUUGGUGACUUUAGUAGAGGAACCAACUCACUAUUAUGUACCGGAUUUACUCCGGUAGUGGAGGUUUUGUUCUUAGGUCCUCAAUCUGUCUACUCCGGUGGAGGUUAGUCGCCCGCUAGAGAUUCAGAUUGAGAGGGUCUGAAGACCUUUAGUCGAGACUUCAGGCUGUUUAAGAACCGUCCGCAGUAUAACUAUCAUAGAAACUGAACUUGGUAAUUACAAUCCGGCUUAACUGCAGUCUAGGGGGAACCAUAUGCGGGUGACCUCUUUAACCUGAAUACAACAGUUUACUUGCUUUGUUUGUUUGGUAGUUUAGACUUGCAUUCCAGUUUCAUUGCUAGAUAACAAGAACUCACUGAGUAGUCAUCAGAUCUAGGACCCGGGUUGACAUAUAAACCUAACCCGCUAUACUACGCCUUAGGAAGUGGUUUCACUUGGCCAAUUCCUAGGGUGACAGUAGAGUCGAGUCACAUGUUGAUAUUUGGUACAAAUAUUCACUUGGUCAAUGAAGCAAAAGCCAUGUUAAAAGAGAGCUUUGAGGUGAAAGAUCUGGGAGAAGCAAAGUUUAUGCUUGGAGUCCAGAUAACUAGAACAGCAAAUGGUUAUUCUCUAGAUCAAUCUAGCUACAUAGAGAAGAUCUUGAAGAAAUAUAACUAUUUCGACUGUAAACCUGCGUGUACUCUGUAUGAUGCUAGUGUAAAGCUAUUUAAGAACACUGGAGACAGUGUAAGACAAUCAGAAUAUGCUAGCAUCAUUGGCAGUCUCCGUUAUGCAGCGGAUUACACUCGACCAGACAUUGCAUAUGUCGUGCGAUUGCUUGGCAGGUUUAACAGCUGUCCUAGUAGAGAGCAUUGGAAUGCUAUAGAGAGGGUCAUGAGAUACCUUAAGAGAACAGCAAACCUUGGUAUACACUAUCAAAGGUUUCCUGCUGUACUAGAAGGGUAUAGUGAUGUGGAUUGGAAUACCCUAUCAGAUGACUCCAAGGCAACCAGCGGGUAUGUUUUUAACAUCACUGGUGGAGCUGUGUCUUGGAAGUCAAAGAAACAAACAAUCCUAGCUCAAUCAACUAUGGAGUCAGAGAUGAUAGCACUAGCAACGGCUAGUGAAGAAGCAAGUUGGUUGAGAGGAUUGUUGUCAGAGAUUCCCCCAUGGGAAAGGCCGGUCCCUCCGGUAUUGAUCCAUUGUGAUCGUACUGCAGCUAUCGCUAAAGUUGAGAACCGGUUAUAUAACGGAAAGAAACGACAGAUUCGUCAUAAGCACAGUACUGUAAGAGAACUCCUAACGAUAGGAGCAGUGAGGGUGGAUCAUAUAAGAUCCGAACAGAAUCUAGCUGAUCCUUUGACGAAAGGAUUACCUAGAGAGAAAGUCCAGAAUACCGCCAAGGGUACGAGACUUAUGCCUCCCGAACCACGGACUACAAGUGAUGGUAACCCGACCCAAUAGACUGGAGAUCCCAAGAAAUGGGGUCGGUUAGCAUGCUAACCCCCUUAGGGGUUGGAAAAAUGACACCCCUUAGUAUAUUAAAUACAACUAUAGAAUUUAAUACACACAUUAAAUACACAUUAGGAAUUAAAUGUACCAUAUUAAUUAGGAAUUCUCUCACUAUUAAAUACACAUUAGGAAUUAAAUACACACAUUAAAUACACAUUAGGAAUUCUCUCACUAUAUUUGAUUUUUCCUUUUUUAGCAGUCUCCGACCACCAGACUUCCUCCGACCGCCACACUUCUCCGGUGAAAAUCCCAUCGGCGGACUCCCUCCGACCACCUCCAAAAAAUAUACCACUACACUGAUACGGUGUAUCACUGUACUGGUAGAUAUACCACUGCACUAAUAGGUUGUACCACUGUACUGGUAGAUAUACCACUGCACUGAUACGUUGUACCACUGUACUGGUAGAUAUACCACUGCACUGAUACGUUGUACCACUGUACUGGUAGAUAUACCACUGCACUGAUACGUUGUACCACUGUACUGGUAGAUAUACCACUGCACUGGUAGUGAUAUCAGUGCACUGGUAGCAAUGUCAUAUCUGAGUAUCAGUGCAGUGGUACAAAUACCAGUAAAGUGGUAAUUAAUGU
Linum trigynum is the source of this 3313-nucleotide messenger RNA. Lineage: Eukaryota; Viridiplantae; Streptophyta; Magnoliopsida; Malpighiales; Linaceae. The record is from the annotation of a GenBank genome assembly.